Vairimorpha ceranae is the source of this 333-nucleotide messenger RNA. RefSeq lists its product as hypothetical. NCBI's taxonomy places the organism in Eukaryota, Fungi, Microsporidia, Nosematidae. The record is from RefSeq and is a predicted model, not a curated record. The transcript has a single exon.
UUGGUGGAAAAUGACAGUAAUAAGUCUAUAAGCUUUUGGAAUGUAUUUGAUAGAACUUUAAACGGAAUACCAAGGACGACAAAUAGCAUAGAAGAAAUGCAUAGGCAUUUGAACAGUCUUGUAAAGGUAAAACAAGCAUCAUUUUUUUUAAUAUUAAAAGAAUUAAUAAUUGAACAGGAAAUAACAGAAAAUAAGCUAUUACAAUCUCUGUAUUGUGAUUCUACUAUUAAUGUUGAAGAUAAAAUGAAAGAAAUUCUUAAUAGAUAUUCUGAGUAUUACGGUGUAGAAUUUUUAAAGAAAAUUGCAUUUAGCUUUCAUUGGAAAUUAAACUAA